Molecule: messenger RNA, 3419 nt
Organism: Sipha flava (yellow sugarcane aphid)
Lineage: Eukaryota; Metazoa; Arthropoda; Insecta; Hemiptera; Aphididae
Gene: scny
Product: ubiquitin carboxyl-terminal hydrolase 36
Exons: 17
Coding region: 337-3096 (919 amino acids)
Biological process (GO): regulation of apoptotic process; protein deubiquitination
Cellular component (GO): nucleus; cytosol
Molecular function (GO): cysteine-type endopeptidase activity; cysteine-type deubiquitinase activity
Source: RefSeq, a predicted model, not a curated record
GUAUCGCUCUCGCAGGCGGCUCCUGUGGUCAAGUUUACAGGUUAUAAGUGAUUUUCCAGUCUUGGAAAUUAUGUGGAAUCCCCUACGUUUCUCCGGGCACUUCCGUGUUUGAUUUUUAUUAUUUGAAAUUAUUAUAUUAUUUUAUUUUUCGUCCUUUACUUUCUAUAUUACUUACGUUUUUGUGUGUGUUUGUGUUUUGUAUUCAUUGUUUUUUUUUUUUUACUUUUAUAUACAUGCGCGAUUUAGGCCGAUUAAUUAACACUUCACCAUCGUCGUUUCUGCUACUGGCCCGAAUUCAAAAUAAUUAAACUAACCGUAUGAUGAGUUGGAAUUAUAAUGCCAGCCGCAAGCAAUCAAAUAGGUUCAGCUUUGUUUCAGUCACUUUCUAACAAAGUUACUGAUCGACGGAAUCACCAUACAACUGUGGCAGACGACCGUUCCAGUUAUUUGUAUAUAGCAUCUAGUAAAAUUUUGGAUAAAACCAUUGAUUUUGAAAUGUUAGACCACAAACCAUCAAUGUUAUCUCAAAUGAAAAACAAUUGUAUAAUGUUACUUCAAAAUGGAUGUAGCAAAAAAGAUAUGAUUCAAAAAAAAGAUAGAAUAAAUGGUGAGAUCAAUAAAAUAUCUCAUUUACCUAAACCUAAAGUUGUAUUAUAUCCUCCUGAAUGUGUACAACUUGGUUGGCAAGAUAAAAAAAUGUCAGUUGGUUCUGGAUUAGAUAAUCCUGGUGUAAUAUGUUACAUCAAUUCUACAUUACAGGCAUUAUUUCAUAUUCCUGCUUUUACUAAUUGGCUAACUAAUGAUGAACAACAUAAAAAAACUUGUCAACAAAAAACUGGAUUCCAGAAAGAUUGUAUAGUGUGUAUGGUUAGUGAUACAUUUAUACUAUCCCAAAAACACACAGGUUCUAGUUUUAAAGCUUCAAUUAUUACUAGUCGUCUAUCUUUAAUAUGUAAACACUUAUCAACAUAUCGUCAAGAAGAUGCACAUGAGUUCCUUCGAUACCUAAUUGAAAGUAUGGAACGCUGCUAUUUGUCCGUUUUAGGACAUGCUGCUAAAUCCCUAGACAAUUAUUCUAAAGAAACAACACCCAUAAACCAAAUAUUUGGUGGUUACAUUCGAACUGAAGUAACAUGUGGCAAAUGUGGGUAUAUUUCUACUACGUUUCAACAUUUUCAAGAUCUCAUUUUAGAUAUAAGGCAGUCUGAUACUGUAAAUGACGCUUUAGAUAAUUAUUUUGAAAAAGAACCAUUAGAUGAAUCAUAUGUAUGUGAAAGGUGUAGACGGCAAGUUGUUGCUGAUAAAAAGUUUUCAGUUGAACGAGCACCAAAUGUAUUAUGUAUACAGUUAAAAAGGUAUAGUGUUGGUAUGGGUGGGUUUAGUGGUAAUAAAAACAGUAAAGCUAUACAAAUAAAUGAACGGUUAGAUUUAUCAAAUUACCAAUUUGAUCAUCACAAAUUUAAAACUGAUGCUAGACCUCUGAGAUACCAUUUAGUAUCAAUGGUUAUUCAUUAUGGUUCAAGUUUGAAUAGUGGUCAUUAUACAGCUCUUGGCCUUACUCCUUCUGGAUCAUAUUAUUAUUUCAAUGAUUCCAAUGUUUAUCAAACAAAUUUUAAAAACUACUCCACAAGUAAUGAUUCAUAUAUGAUAUUUUAUGAACUGGAAUCUUUAGAAAAUACAAAUAAUACAAAUAUAGAAUAUAAGGCUUCAACUGUAACAUCUUCCAGCUGUAAAACUACCAAUGGAUUUUUUUCAAACAAAAACAAUGGUGUUACAAAACAAUCAAAUGGUGUUGCAAAACCAUUAAAUGGUUUAACAAAACCCUUGAAUGGUAUCAACAAUAUUAAAAAAAUUAAUGGCAAAGAAAAAAAAGGAAAUAUUUAUGAAAAAUGGGACUCAAAUAUAAAACAAUUAAAACAAGGACAACAAAAAGAGAAAUCAGUAACUGAAACAUCCUGGAAUUCUACUAAUAAAACUGUAGAACCUUCUACUAAUGGUGUUAAAUCAUUAUCAAUGUCCAAUAGUUUAGUACCAUAUAUUGAUUCUGACAAAGAUGGUAGUGAUGUAGAUAGCAGUUCAUUAUCUGGAGAAGAAACUAUUCCCAUAACAUUAGGAAAAAUAAAGUAUACAACUGACCAGAAAGUUCCAGAUAAAAAACCAUUAGUGAUGAGACCAAAAGAAGAUCUCACUGAACAAAAUUCUAAAGAAACACCAGCUAAAAAAUGUUUGGUAUUAAAACCACAAAAUGAUGAUUCUCCAAUCAAUGACAAAGAGAUAGGUAUUCUUCCAAACAAAAAAUGUUUGGUAUUGAAGCCUAAAGAUGAUGAGUCACCAGAAGUUAAAACUGAAUAUGAGCCGGUCAAAAAAUGUUUAGUCCGUUUUCCAAAAGAUGAUAAAGAAUUUAAUGCUUCUAAAGUAUUUAGUUCAGCCGAAGGAAAAGAUUUAGAGAGAAAAAAUCGACGCUGUGAAAAUGGUGUUUCAGAAUCUGACAAGUCAAUAAUCCGACUUGAACAUAACAAUUAUAAUGGAAUGAAGUCACCUACUGAGAGCAAGACAAAUGGGAAACUAUUAAAUGGGAAUGGUUUUACCGAAGAAAGAACUUGGAAUAAGUUAUCAAAUGGAAAUAACCAUAAGCACUCAAAUGGAACGAAAAACUGGCCUAAGUUUAACCAUGAGUUUCAAUCCAUUGGUAAUAUUAAAUUAACUGGUAAUUUUAAAGAAAGUAUGAAGUCUAGAACACAUUUGGGUUUCGGCGGAGAAGUUAAAACUUGGAAUGGUGAAAAAAGCUUUUUAGAUCGAGAAGCUGAACAAGAUAAAAUCAAUGGAGUUAAACGGUCUUUUGAUGAUGAUUACAAUGAAGAUUUUGAUAGAGGAGUUGUUAAAAAGAAAAAGUUUGAUAAGAACAACCAUGGUAUUAAAGAUAAUGGAUCAAAUGCUUUACAAAUGUUACACAAUCAAUUAAAUCAAUUUAAUGGUAAAAUGGGGCGAAGUAAAAUCACUUGGAUGAAUAGGUCCAAAAAUUAUAGAUCGUAUAAUAAUGGAUAUCGUCACAAUGGAAAUGGUGGAAGUGGAGGAUACAAGAAACCCAGUUUAUAGGCUCUACUGAAGCGCCUGUUGUAAUAACAAUGUUUGUACUCCGAUUUUCACGGUCGGUUCCUAACUUCAAAACAUCCAGACUUCAGUGUUGUUAUUAUUACUAUUUUUUUUUUUUUUUAUAAGUAUAAUUUCUUCAAAAGAUCCAUUAGCAAAGUUAACAAAUUGUUUUAAAUUUCCUGAAUAAUAUAAAUAUUAAUUUUUCUUGUAUAUAGAAAAUAUGUAAUUACAAUGUUAGAUUGCUAUUCAAAAUUUCUUUGUUGAAAUCCUAAACAAAUUUGUAUUUUUUUUUAUCUCACUCAUUUAUUUUUUUCUAUCAACAUCUU